AUGGCCUCUCCCAAACAGCGUCGAUGGUACCAGAUGCGCUGGUUCUCCGAGGAGGACAGUCAUGCAGAUCGGAAAUUGAUCCUCAAGCUUGAUGCUCUUAUUGUUCCCUAUGCUUUUCUGUCCUACUGGACGAAAUACAUUGAUCAGGCUAACCUGAACAAUGCCUAUGUAUCGGGAAUGCAAGAAGAUCUUGGUCUGCGUGGCGAUGACCUGGUGAACAUGCAGACAAUGUACACCGUUGGUGCGGUGGUUGGCCAGCUUCCCUUUGCCUACCUCUUCACGCGCGUGCCCAUCUCAUGGCUCAUCCCCAUCAUGGACAUUCUGUGGGGAGUGUUCACUCUUCUGCAGUAUCGAGCCACCUCGUAUAGUGAGAUGAUGGCCUAUCGAUUUCUGGUGGGAUGGUUCGAGGCGGCAUUCUUCCCCGGAAUGCAUUACAUCUUCGGCGCAUGGUAUCGCGGCGACGAAAUCGCUCGUCGCGGCGGCUGCUUCUACGUGGGCCUCACACUAGGCACACUGACCGCCAGCCUCAUCCAAGCCGGGGCCUCCUCCCGACUCGACGGAGUAGCCGGCCUCGCGGGCUGGCGCUGGAUGUUCAUCAUCUGCGCGAUCAUCACCAUCCCCAUCGGCAUCCUAGGAUUCUUCGUCCUCCCAGGCACCCCGGAGAAACCCAACCGGCUCAUCCUGCGCGACGAAGACAUCCAACGCGGGCGCGAACGCCUCGAACGCACCGGUCACCGCUUCACCAUCACCGGCUUCUCGAUCCUAGACACGGUGAAAUCCCUCUUCCGCAACCGCAAAUUCUACAUCUUCCUCAUUCUCGACAUUCUCUUCUGGAACGCGAGCCUCCACACCUCGGCAGGCGGAUACCUCCUCUGGCUGAAAUCGCUGAAGCGGUACAGCACCGCCACGCUGAACAACCUCUCGGCCAUCGCCCCAGCCCUCGGCAUCUUCUACACCCUCUUCAUCUGCUUCCUCUCCGAUCUCUGCCUGGGGCCGGCAUGGGCUAUCGUGCUUGCCCACACGUGGAAUAGCUUGGGACUGCUGAUCCUCACGAUCUGGAAUGUCCCCGAGUCAGCGAAGUGGUUUGCCUUUUCAACCAUCUAUGCAUCCGUGGCUAUGUCGAGCGUGCUGUACGGGUGGGUAAAUACCGAGCUACGGUACUCGCCGCAGGAGCGGGCAGUAGUGCUGGUGGUGAUUAACGCGGUGGCGCAGUCGACGACGGCGUGGACGCCGUUGCUGGUGUUCCCGACGGUCGAGGGACCUCGCUUUACCAAGGGAUAUGCUUUUACGUUGGCGUGUGCGUUGAGUUUGAUUUUGUUGUGA
Molecule: messenger RNA, 1323 nt
Organism: Aspergillus ibericus CBS 121593
Lineage: Eukaryota; Fungi; Ascomycota; Eurotiomycetes; Eurotiales; Aspergillaceae
Product: putative MFS transporter Seo1
Exons: 4
Coding region: 1-1323 (440 amino acids)
Biological process (GO): transmembrane transport
Cellular component (GO): membrane
Molecular function (GO): transmembrane transporter activity
Source: RefSeq, a predicted model, not a curated record